GGCAAUUUUAUCGCUUGAAGUUAAGUUUCAGAAAGUUUUUCUCAAUCUCCCAGACUGUCUUGCCUUCCAUCUUUCUUGCACGACACAUUCUGUGUUGGAGGGCUGUUAUUAUGAGCUAUGCACGAAGGUCUAUCCUUAAAUAUGUGGCAGAGCGGGGAAGAACACAUGCCUUUUUCUCUGUAACGAUUCCAUUCAUAACGUCUAUCAAUUCUUCUAUUUUUCAUCGUCCCUUGCAAGAACAAUUUGAGUAGCAAAUGGGAAACUGCAUUACCCUCUCUUCAACCGCUGGGGACGCCUCCAUCGGUAGCAAAGCUCUUCCUAUCGAGACUACCUUCAAGCAUCCCGCUCCUCUGCCCACUUGGCCGCCUGGUUCCGGAUUCGGAUGUGGGGUUAUUGACCUAGGAGGCCUCAAAGUACGCCGAUUAUCGACUUUCAAAAAAGUUUGGGCGGCAUACGAGGGAGAUCCGGACAACCUUGGAGCAACAUUCUUUGAGCCCUCUGCAAUCCCGAAUGGAUUCUUCAUGCUCGGAGGCUAUAGCCAACCCAACAACAAGCCACUCAACGGUUGGGUCCUCGUAGCCAAAGACGGAGCAGAAGCUCUCAAAAGGCCGACCGACUACACCCUUCUUUGGAGCAGCGAGUCCCUGAAAAUCAAACAAGAUGGGGUUAGCUAUUUCUGGCUUCCCGUGCCGCCCGAAGGAUACAGGCCUGUGGGCCUAGUCGUCACAGUCUCCCCAGAGAAGCCCUCCAUGGACAGGAUCCGAUGCGUGAGGUCUGACUUAACCGACCAGUGCGAGGUGGAUACAUCCAUCUGGGGGCCCACGGACUCAGCCAAGUUCAGUGUGUCGAGCUUGAGACCGCAAAACCGAGGCACACAAGCUCUGGGGGUGUCUGUGGGGACAUUCGUUGCACAAGUUAAUGGCGGGAAUGGUUCUUCGAUUCCUAUCAGUUGUUUGAAGAACAACAGCCCAAACUAUACAUCUUGUAUGCCUAAUAUGAGCCAAGUUGGUGCACUCGUCCGUGCUUACUCUCCGCUCUAUUACUUCCAUCCCAAGGAAAAGUACCUGCCGAGCUCUGUGAGCUGGUUCUUCAGCAACGGAGCCCUCUUGUAUAAAAAAGGCGAAGAAUCGAAACCCGUCCCUAUCGAGCCCAUGGGUUUGAACCUUCCCCAGGGCGGCUCAAAUGAUGGGGCCUACUGGUUGGACCUUCCCGUGGUCGAAGUGGACAAAGAAAGAGUAAAGAAAGGAGACUUGCCGAGUUCUCGGGCGUACUUCCACAUCAAGCCCAUGUACGGGGCGACUUUUACUGAUAUAGCCAUAUGGCUCUUUUACCCUUUUAACGGUCCAUCAACGGCGAAGGUCGGGAUUAUCAAUGUCCCGCUGGGCAAGAUCGGGGAGCAUGUCGGCGAUUGGGAGCAUGUGACCCUUAGGAUAAGUAACUUCAAUGGUGAGCUUUGGAGGGUCUUUUACGCACAGCAUAGUGGAGGGACUUGGGUUGAUGUCUCGGAGCUCGAAUUCCAGGGCACCAGCAAUAGGUUCGUGGCCUACUCUUCGCUGAACGGUCAUGCUUCGUACCCGAAGCCGGGUCUUGUCAUGCAAGGCACUGCAACGAUCGGGAUCAGAAAUGACACCUCAAAGAGCAGUCUCACCAUGGAUACUAGUGCCUCCUACUCAAUCGUAGCGGCCGAUUACCCCGCAGGGGCAUCGGUUAGUUCACCUCCGUGGUUGAACUAUAUGAGGAAGUGGGGCCCAAAGAUUAGUUAUGAUACGGCGGAGGAGGCCAGGAAGGUGGCAAGCGUGUUGCCCGGGGAGCUGAAGUCGGCUUUCGAGAGCCUGAUGAAGAGCUUGCCGAGCGAGGUGUUCGGGGAGGAAGGACCCACGGGACCCAAGGUGAAAAGCAGUUGGAGCGGGGACGAGGUCUAAUGUGAGAAUAUAUUUAAUGAGUGUUACUCAUUCAUAAUUGAUGAAUAAUAACUAAUCAGAGUGUCUGAAAGUGGAAAUUUAUGAAGUUACUGUGAGAUUAAUUUUUCACUUUUGAGCAUUCUAGUUGAGUGUCAGUCAGCUAAGCCAUGAUUACGUAUAAUACCAGUCGAUUGCUUUACUUGUACUCUUACUAGUAUUAUUACUAUGAAACCUUCCAAAAAAAGAAAGCAGGCAAGUACGAAACAAUUCCUUGUCA
Molecule: messenger RNA, 2178 nt
Organism: Punica granatum (pomegranate)
Lineage: Eukaryota; Viridiplantae; Streptophyta; Magnoliopsida; Myrtales; Lythraceae
Source: RefSeq, a predicted model, not a curated record